Molecule: messenger RNA, 1124 nt
Organism: Pseudo-nitzschia multistriata
Lineage: Eukaryota; Bacillariophyta; Bacillariophyceae; Bacillariales; Bacillariaceae
Source: the annotation of a GenBank genome assembly
CGUUCGUUGUCAAAAAUCAAAAAACUCAAAACUCUUAGUCUGAAAAGCAUCGACAGACGAGGGGGACCAAACACCUCGUGAGGAUUUCAUCGGUAGCUCUCAAAAGUGAAAGACGGGAUGCAGAGAGAUUAAAAGCUUUAAAGGYAAAAGAGGUAAAAUUAAUAAGUACGUUAGAUAGGCAAGAAUGAGACUGCUAACCCACAAUUUUCUGCAGUCCAAUGUCAAAGGGUAGGUUCUCCAUUAAUUUUCUUUUCCGCAMACGUCGGGUAGAAAGUAGAGGGCAGUGAGCAGCAACUUCUUGGUUUGCCGAAGAAAUUYGAUAAUUCCUCACCCAUCGCCUACUUUUCCUUACUGUSAAUUGUUGCGUUGCAUCUGUGUCAACAAUUACAUCCACAGAACCACAGAGGGGUAUCCUUUGAGAAUUGAAGCGACCAACGUGAUAGUCGAAGAAUCKACAAUGGACUCAAUUCUCGUGAGCAAGGUGUUAAAGAAAGUGAACUACUCUGGAUUAAUAGGAGCCAUCAACGAUAUUCGAUGCAAWUCAAGUAUAAAACCAGAGAUGUCAAAGACGUUAUCCGAAGCGUCUGACAUUCCAUCGGAGCCUCCGAAAGGAGAAUCAGCUGAUGAGGCGAUCCUAAAGAAUCUCCAUUUCUUUCUUUUUGAUGUUCAUGUUUUGGAUGGUUUUCUUGUUUGCCCAGAUACAGGACGUAAAUUUCCUAUUAAAGAUGGAAUACCGAACAUGAUUCUGCAUGAAGAUGAAGUGUGACAAGGAAACAAGUAGCCACAGUUGCACRUCGCAAAAAGAAUAUUUGCGACGAAYGACUUACAAUAYUUGAGAAAGUCGACGACGAGAUCUGCAGCUUCAUCGUGGCUAGCUAAAGUGGAAGAGAUUUUUUAGUAAUAUUUGCAGAAUUCAAGAGUGUACGAUUACAUURGUCCGGGCGCUCAACGGAUCUCUUCUGCAAAAAGUCAGUUUAUUCUCAAUACAAAAUAUAUGUUGCAACCUCAAUCGUACAGAAGUACUAUGCAUAACAUCYAUGUCAUAAAAUUCACUCGGAAGUUAGUUAGAAGCAUCCGGAUCGAGGUAAAAGCAAUUCAUUGUACAAUAAACGAGAUAAAAUAAG